CUUGCCAUAGUUGUGUGUGUUUUGGAGCCCCUCGGGAGGAAGAGCCGCGGAGCACGCGGAACGCGCUGCGGGGGGGAGAGCGAGGCGGACCGAGUGCAGAGAGAGAGGCGGACGCAGAGGGGAGUGAAUGGGCACGACUGCGCCCUCCGCCUCACCGAUAUCCAUCCGUUCUCUAUCGACACAGUUAGACCACCGCGGUCCUUCAGGCAGGCCAGCCCGGAGAACCGGAGCCAGCGGCAGCCAGCGGGAUGGCACGCGCAUGAAGCAGCGGCGGGCGAAGAAACAAGGAAGCGGACGGCUAGCUGCGCUCAGCACGGGCUAACGUGGGCUGAUUGUUGGCGGAUACCGAUUCUAAUGAGCGACCCAGGAGCAUGCGAGCUGAUUCAGAGAGCUGACUUGUUCGGUGAUGUCGGGCAGUAAGUCGCUGGGCGGGGGGGCCGGCGGGGGGGCGAGGCGCAGGCGGACGCGGUGUCGGCGCUGCCAGGCCUGCAUGAGGACGGAGUGCGGCGAGUGUCACUUCUGCAAGGACAUGAAGAAGUUCGGUGGGCCCGGCCGCAUGAAGCAGUCCUGCCUCCUGAGACAGUGCACAGCGCCGGUGUUGCCUCACACAGCUGUGUGCUUUGCGUGUGGAGAGGCGGGGAAGGAGGACACGGUGGACUCAGAGGAUGAGAAGUUCAGCCUCUCGCUGAUGGAGUGCACCAUCUGCAACGAGAUCAUCCACCCCAGCUGCCUCAAGAUGGGCAAAGCUGAAGGAAUCAUCAACGACGAGAUCCCGAACUGCUGGGAGUGUCCGAAGUGCCACAAGGAGGGCAAAACCAGUAAGGACCAGGCGGAUGGCUCAGGCAAACGCAGGCUGGAUAACGGUGAGGUGGGCCGGUGGAAGCUCACCGAUGACCCACCUCCUAAAAAGAAAGCCCCACCCACCUCGGAGGAGGGCGGGCACAAGAGGAAGAAGGAGAAAGAGCUGCCUGCGGACAGCGGGCCCAAGAAGAAGAUGAAAGGAGGCCACGAAAAACGGCUGAAAAAGAAACCCAAACAGGAGGCAGCAGAGUCCAAUGGCCCCUCCUCCUCUGGGGGCGGAGUCUCGGGGGCGCAGGGCUCCUCCACGUCAUCUUCCUCACAGCCCGGAGGAGGCGGCGGUGUGGGCGGGACGUCAAGCGCUGACCAGCGUUCCCAUCACAGAGAGAAACUGGAGCGAUUCAAGAGGAUGUGCAUGCUGGAGCGCCGGCCCUCCUCCUCCUCCUCCUCGUCCUCCAGCUCAGAGUCUGACUCGGAGUCUGACUCCGACGACUCCUUGAGGGGGGAGCAGGGGGGAGGGUCUUCCCCGUCAUCGUCCUCGCCAGCCCCACCCCCUCCCGUCGUCUACAGCAGCGGCAGUCGGGCGGAGCGGGAGAGAAGGGAGAGGGAGCGGCGUCUGGCCGAGCUCGGCUUCAGUGCCAGCGAGGAGUCGGAGGGGGAGGGAGGGAGGGGCGAGGAGGACGAGCGGGAGGACGAGCAGGCAGGGGGAGACAAGUCCCGUCGGAGAGGGGAGGCGGGGCUGCCUCAGAGGGGACGCAAAGGCGGGCUGAUGGACGGAGAGGAUGAGGACACGCCCACUUUGGACAGGACCAGGAAAAACUCCGCCUCCCUGCCCCCGCCCUCGCCGCUGUCUUCCAGUCAGAUGGCUCUGUCCUUGCAGCACGACAGCUUCACGGGGAAACAGCGCAGCAACGGGCAGGAGGCGCGCAACGGACGGACACGUGGAGGCACGGGGGGAGGAGGGGGCGGGGAGAAGGAGAACACCAGCGGAGCUCUGACCAAUCACAGACACGGCGGGGGCGGAGCGGGUGGGACCAAAGGUAGCGGCAGCCGUGGCAACAAGAUUCGAAACAACAAGAACCAGACGUCUAGAAACAGCACCACCUCCUCAAUCCCCACCUCAAACGGCGGGGGGGGCGGGGCCAGCGGACUCAUGAUGUCAGCCAUGGCAGCGUCCCCUUGCUCGCAGCCGUCUCGCCUCGGCCCUCGCUCUCAGAUGAUGAAGCGCAGCCCGCCGGCCGUGCCCUCGCCUCCCCGCCCUGUGCAGAUGGAGAGGCACCUGGUGCGUCCCCCGCCGGCGUGCCCCGAGCCCAGCUGCCUGCCGCUGGACUCUGGCACCGCCCACAUCAUGACACGGGAUGUGUGGCUGCGAGUCUUCACCUUCCUGAGUCACAGAGAGCUCUGCGUCUGCAUGAGGGUCUGCCGCACCUGGAGCCGCUGGUGCUGCGAUAAGAGGCUGUGGACUCAGAUCGACCUGAGCCGGCAGCGCUCCAUCACCCCCCCCAUGCUGAGCGGCAUCAUCCGCCGGCAGCCCGUCUCCCUCAACCUGGGCUACACCAACAUCUCCAAGAAACAGCUGAUGUGGCUCAUCAACCGCCUGCAAGGUCUGCUGGAGCUGAAUGUGUCGGGCUGCCCGUGGGCGGCGGUCUCCGCUCUGUGUCAGGCCGUGUGCCCCUGCCUGAAGCUGCUGGACCUCAGCAGAGUUGAGGACCUCAAAGACUCUCACCUGAGAGAGCUGCUGGCGCCCCCACCUGAUACCAGGACAGCCCACGGGGAAACCAGAGCGGGGCGUUUCCACAAUGUGACGGAGCUGCGUUUGGCGGGUCUGGACCUGACGGACGUGUCGUCCCGCCUGCUGGUGCGUUACGUUCCUCACCUGGCCAAGUUGGACCUGAGUCACUGCGGGAACAUCACCGACCAGACGGUGCACACGCUCACCUCCCACAUCUCCCCCCUGAGAGAGAGCCUCACCCACAUCAACCUGGCAGGUUGUGUUAAGGUGACGGAGCAGUCCAUCCCGCUGCUGCGCCGCUGCACCUCCCUGCAGACGGUCGACCUGCGCUCCUGCUCGCUCCUCUCCUCUGAGACCGGACAGCUGCUCUCCUUCCCCUCCCACGCCGCCACCUCCUCCUCAUCUUCUUCCUCUGCUACCACCACCACCAGUGUCGCCGCUACAUCCUCCUCCACGCCUGCCACCUCCUCCUCCUGUCCUCCUGAAGACAGAACGCUGCUAAAGAACAGCUAAAGUUCGCCUUCAUGUCAUGUGACACUCGAGUCCAGGUGGCCUGCGAGCCCAGCCUCGCUCCUCAUUACACUACAGACAGGUGAGGAGGAGGAGGAGGAGUUGUGCAGCACUGCUCCUGACACUGGAAGAGGAGGAGGGACGUAUUUUGGGAAAAAGUUGUUGGUUAUAGUUAAAAAUAGAAACCCUGAGCAUGUAUAUAUUUGUUCUCUGUAUAAUUUGGGUGUGUGUAUAUAUCUGUAGGGUUACUGUAAAUGACCCCUGACCUUUGAACCAUCAUCCCACACCUCCUUAAACUCCCCGAUCUCCUUCCUUUCUGUCCUUCCACCCUGCGACCGAUCAGCCGGUCAGCUGCUCGUCAAGCGAACACGCUGCGCUCCGUCUGUGCAGGUCAAGCUUUCCCUCUGCUUCCUGUCUCACAGCAUCAUCCGCCUUUAUUUUCGUGUUUCUCACCUGAAGCGUCACCGACCUCACACUACACUUUUCAUGUCCUCCUCUGCACAGACCACAAAUCCAUCGACCGUCAAAGUUCAUUCAGACUGACCUUUACUGAACUUGGUUUAUUUAACGUGACGAACUCUUCACAUUUCAGACGCUCGAGCUGCCAAGUGACUCAAAUUCAGGCAGAAACUUCCAUCAAUCGACUGUUUCUGGCACCUCUUGUGGUUUCUCUCUCCAAAAGUUUGCCGUGAUUUGAGUAAAGACUUAAACAUGGUCACAGCAGGUCAUCGCUGAUUUAGUUUCGUUUUUUCUAUUUGACCUCUAACCUCACCGAUGACUCCUCUGUAAAUACAAACAGCUGAGUGCGUAUGAAUCGAUUAAUUGCCUAAAAGAUCAGAAAGAGUUUGUCACUGGAAAAACUUUGGUUUGGUUUGGUCCAACACACUGUCCACGACUCAGGCGUUGGCUGUAGCGUCACCGUGACCAACCGACACUGGGAAGGAACCAGAGGGAAAAUGGCGAGGGAUGGAUUCCUGCUGACGGGUCGCUUGUAUUGGGUUGUUCACGUAGGCGAACCUCGAGUGUCGUUUUCGUAACACUGAUUUCUGCUGCUGCUCUGCAGCUUCCUUCAGGCAGCACAGACACAUUUUCUAUUGUGGAGCCCAUUUCUUUUAACGAGACCAUGAUGAAUGUACUACAAACACCACGAUGGAGCAGAAGUCCGUGUUCUCUGGGCUCAGUUUAACCUACAGUCAGUCUGAGCAGGCUGUGGAAGCGUGUUCAUAAAACACAAGAGUCCCAUCACCGGGCGAAACAGUGCCAACUUCCUGUUACGCCCCGGCAGGCCCUCCAAGUUCCUAAACCGUGACGAAAUCUUCUGCAGUCAAAACGGAGGCGUAGCUUCCCUCGGUGCGCAGGCAACCUCCGUCAGCUGACGACAUAAGGACAGCCGUGUCUUAGCUGCUUUAAAUGUACCGAUGCGUCCACGAGGAGCCGUCCUACAGCUCCUAAUAUUUCAUGUUCGCUCCAAGACCUCGUCCUCGGUCGCCCCGGAAACAACAGCUGUGGAAGAACAUGGUGGAAAUCAGUUUCGAAGGUGAAGCGGGGAUCAGUGCUGAUUUAAAAACCUUUCUGUAGCUCCGCCCGCUCGAUCAGUUGCACGCCGCUGGGACUGGUGGGAGGCGGGGCCAGACUAGCGGUCUCCCCAUGCUUCCUGUGCCCAUGCCGAGCUAGGCUGCAAACUGAACAUGUGGUACUAUCAAAGGAUUGCAGUCUGUUUCCUGUAUCGCAGGUGACCUUUGGCCAUGUGUGGGUUGUGUUCAGGUGUUCCUCCUCCCUCUGAGCGUGGGCGUGAUCAGACUGAUCACGCUUUUUGAAACUGAGCCUCAAUCAUCCCUGUUUGAUUUUAUACAUGUGUCCAUCACCUUCGAUCAGCUUCCUCUGAUCAAUCAUCAGUUUUCUCAGGAGUAUUUGUUGUCUUUGAUUUUCUGUUUUCUAUUUAUUUUGUGCCACAGCAGCGCUUCCAUCCACUCCGAUUGGAGACAUUCCUGUUUUCUGGCUGCUCACACUCCAUUUGAUCAGCUUCCUGUCGUUGCAUCGUUCAGAUUACUUUGAGAAAUAUGAAUCUGUUUGCUGAAGAAACCUAUUUCUGCCAGGAAAAGAAAAACAUGGAUGAACAGUCCAAAAUCGAGUUUGCAGAAGCACGUCUGGACUUGUUUUAUAAAUCCUGUGUGUGUGUGUGUGUGUGUGUGUGUGUGUGUGUGUGUGUGUGUGUGUGUGUAUAAUCUUGCUUUUGUUUUAAUAAUCUUAAUUUAGCAUAGACUUAUUUUAUCAUAUCCCUAGUUUUUCUUAUGAUUUGCCAUCAGUUGAUCUUGUUUCUUGUCGUGUUCUUGACUCGUCUCAGGUUAUUUCUUAAUUUUAGUCACUCUGUAGUUGCGACCGAGAAAAUCAAGAUGAUGACUUUGGGUCUUUAGUUGUUUCAUUCAUGAAGCGUUUGUUUUCUUGGCUUAAAUGGGCUUCGGUCGUUUCUUGUGGGCGUCAGUUAUGAAAAAGCAUCCAGUUGUAUUUGAGCAAAGUUUUGUUUUGUUUUUUUUCAUGUUUCCAUGGAUAAAAGCAGGGAAUUUCAAUUAUAAAGUCGCACAGAUGUUUCAUAAAUGACGUCCAGAUGCUCAGCUGUAACUGUUGGGUUUAUUUUUCUUGAUGUAUGUGAACUGCCUGAGUUUCCUGUGGGUGGAGGGUGAUGUUCAAAAUGUUUUUUAUUUUGUGAUGUUUGUAUUUUAAGAUGUACACGUCUGCGACACAUCAAAUGGCCGAUCAAAUCACAGCGGUUUUAAUGACUAAAACUUACUUUCAGGAUAGACUAGAGUAAAUGGAUUGCCUUGAGCCAGCUGGCAAGUUGGUUAGCUGCAGUCAGUGCUGCUUUACCUCCGCUGCUCAAAUAUCACUCAGACUAUUAAAACUAGUGGACAAAAAAUGUCAAAUUAGUGAAAACGUCCUCUAGCUAGCCCACAUUAGCGACAAGACCCUUUGUAAUUUAGGGAUUUAUUGUUGUUAGCCAGCUAACACGCUAACACUAGCUCUUUAAAGAUAAAAAUAAAAACUAAAGAAUUGAGUAAAUUGCAUAGAGCAAAAUAGCUAAUAAUAUAAUGUUGGAACUUACAUGAGAAUCUGGACAGGAAUAUUAAAACCUGAGGGCAGGAAAUAAUUUGUCAAGUUAAUUUAUAACAGCUAAAGAUAACAGAAUUAGUUUUAGCUAGCUAAAUUAUUAAAGUAUAAACUAAAAAAAACAAACAUUUUUUUUUUUUUGUUAGGGAGAUUUUUAUUUAUCAAUAAGCUAACAAGCUAAUUCUGUUUAAUUUUAGCUUUGAAACUUGUCAGGAAAAUUCCAAAAUAAGCAGGAAAAGGGUUGGAUUUAUCAGACUAGUGAGGGGCUAGCUGAAGUUAACUGCAAAGGCUGUAGAGGUUUAGGGUUGGCUGGGUAAGAAUACCUGAUACUGUUAAAGUUAAUAAAAGAAAAUGAGCGGGAAAAUGGCUACAUUCUUUAGGCUAGCUCAGAGGAGCUAAAAUACCCAGAGGUUUAGCUAACAUUGAUUCAGAACUUGGUCAGAAAAAUAAACAUGGAGGAAAAGAUUAACCAGGUCUAAAAGUUUAGUUUUUGUUUGUUUGAUAUUUUUUUUUUGUUUUUUUUUUUGUUUGUUUUUUUUGUAAUGAUUACAUUCUCAAGCUAAUUGGUGUUAGCUUUUUGGUUUAGAGUAAAGUGUUCACGUCUUUCUGGGGACAUGAUCGUAACUGUUUACUGUCUGCUAUUAGUCAUUUUCUGCUGUUUGUUUUAAAUAUGUUAACCGUUGCCGGUGUUCAAUUCUUAGGAAAAAAAUGCAGCAUCAGCACCUUCUGUUAGUUGGUAUGAGUGAAUAUUGCAGCGCUGCAGCCGAGGUAUCGCAGUGUUUCCUGCAGCAGUGCGUCGACUUUGGGCUGCUACCGGCUGUGAAAUAAAAGUAUUAUGGGUAAAUUUCAAAUCGCCUGUGACGCCUUGUUGUGCCAUAAACGCACCAGAUCAACUGUCAGCAUAUGAAUGGGUCAUUUUUUUUUUUUUUAUAUAUUUUAUUUUUUUCUAUUUGAUGAGGGUUUUUUUUCUUUUUUCUUGUUUUGUUUUGUUUUUUCGUAGGGGUGGUGCCUCGCAUGCUCUCUGCCGCUUCAGCUAGCAACAAAUGAGGAGGUCAAAUGUGACUGGUCGAUAAUUGCUAAGUAAUGAAAACUGUUUUCGAGUCGGACACCUGCGCUCUCCUCUUAGUAAAAACUGAAUCAUGUGGUGUUUGAUGUCUCUUUUUUUUUUUUUUUUUUUUUUUUUUUUUUUAAAAGAUGCACUGGAUCAUCAUCUUCAUCUUCACCUUUUGCCAAAUGUAGUUUUUGUUGUGAAUAGGGGCAUUUUAUCCUGUUUUCCCUCUGUUGGGUUCUUUUUAUACUUUGUCCAUGACUCUUCCAUUGUGUUGAUGUUAAAAAAAAAAAAGAGGAAGAUGUUGGAACAAACGGUAAAUAGACACAAAAAGACCAACUCAAGGCAGCUACGUAUGAGUGACUACUGUAAAAUGACUAAUAAAGAAGCAAUGGGUUUGUUUUUCA
This is a messenger RNA of Oreochromis aureus, 7600 nucleotides long. RefSeq lists its product as uncharacterized. Gene Ontology annotation, molecular function: DNA binding; transcription coregulator activity; histone demethylase activity. Bases 407 to 3043 code for a protein of 878 amino acids. The record is from RefSeq and is a predicted model, not a curated record. Gene Ontology annotation, biological process: protein demethylation; regulation of transcription by RNA polymerase II. NCBI's taxonomy places the organism in Eukaryota, Metazoa, Chordata, Actinopteri, Cichliformes, Cichlidae. The transcript is spliced from 11 exons.